UCGUAAUCGCGGACUCAGCGGUGGGAAAGAUGAAAAUGAAAAUGAUCCGGAUGUGAACGUCUGACUCCUGAGGACCGCCCGCUUCCGCAAACGCGAUCCGCCUAUUUUUCAAAACCUGUCAAGUUCGGUCUCUUGAGACACUGUGCGUUAGACGAGAGAAUUCGUCGUCUUCAAGUGUUUCUGCAGAUCUGUGCUACGAAUUUGUGUUUCUGUGGCAGUGACAUAACCUCUUCUCUAGCACCUGCUUGCAAAUUUUUUACUGGAUUGAAGAAGGCUUGGAAUUCAUCAGACCACAACAAUGGAACUUUUGGAUCUAAACUGGGAGGAUGUUCUUCACCGUCAUGUUUUGUCGCAUCUAUCUAUGGCUGACUUGUUCCAUCUAAGAGCUGUCUCAACAGGUUGUCGAGCACUUGUGCACUCAUAUUUCUCUAACCUAUUGGAAUUAAAUGUUAGCUCGCAUUGCGAUCAGCUCACGCAAGAUGCAUUUAAGGUCAUAGCAACGAACACAAGUAGUCUCCAAACUUUUGUGGGAGACAACUGCGGUUUCUUAGAGGAUAAUUUGUUAAAAGUCCUUUUCAUGAAUAAUCCAAAACUGAAAGUUGUGCAUUUGCAAUCCUGCAAACAUUUGACACCAGCAAGUCUUCAACCACUAAUACUCAACUGCAAGGGAUUAAAAGUUCUUAACCUUAGAGGAUGUCCAUGGCUCACUGCUGGCUGUCUUCAAACAUUUGCUCUCCAUCAGUCAAACUUGGAAGAAGUUCACUUUGAAUCCUGCUUAUCUCUGAAUGAUGCAUGCCUUGAACACUUCUUUUCCAGUUUUUCAAAAAUGCAGUUGGUUCAGUUUGCCCAUCUGCACUCUGUAACAGAUAGAACACUUUUUGCAUUGGCUAAAUACUGCAAGAACCUAAAAAAUCUGGAUAUAUCCAACUGUAGCCAAAUCACUGAUCAAGGAUUAACGGCUCUGGCAAAAUGCCCUAAUCUCCAGUACCUGAGAAUAUCAUACUGCGCUGGAGUUCGCUCUGGCACAACUACAGAGCUUUCAACUCGAUUCGACCGUGUACAAAUUGAAGAUAAACGACCACCCCCUCCGCCAGGUUGGUGUAUUAAAUGGAUGCCACGCAAUCCAGGCUGGAUAUUUCAUCGAAAACAAAUGGUUCAAGCAUAGCGGUUUCUCUUACUUGUUUUCAUUUACCAAUUUUAUCAUAUCCCUUUCUCAUUUAAAUAAUUCAUUACAUGCAUGUAACUCUCCUCUGAUGUUUACCUUAUAAUUUUUUUUAAACUACAGCAGCUUCUGCUUGCUACUUAUGAUAUUUUGCUUCAAUUUGAUAGAAAAUUGCCAUCAUGAAUGAUAUGAGGAGUGUAACGCUGAGUUCUGAAAAAAUUGUGAUUCUUGUUACUCUAUGUGUACGUAUGUUUGAUUACUUUGCUUAGCAAAGAAUUUGUUGUACUUUUUGUGUCAGUGUAAUAGCUUAAAUUGAAGAUCAAACCUAUUAAGUUUGUUUUCUUUGUUUUACUGAUGAUUGUUUUUAUCUUAAAUUCUGUGAUCUAAGUUGCCAUUUUAAUUAACAAUUCUAUUUUUACUGUUUGUGACGUGCCUGAUAUCAAACAGGGUAGUUAUACGUAAUGCAUUCUUUUCAUCAUGCAAUUUCAAGGCUGAGUUGUUUAGCAUCAUUAGAGCAUUCCUGCUGGUCCAAACCAGUAACUUGCAUUUGUCAUACACUUACAGGGUUUAUUAUGUUGAUUGACUUUGUUAGUGUAUCUUUUUGACUAUAGCCUGCUAUAGCUGUGCCUAAUAUUCUAGUACUGAAAUUGCAUGAUGGAUAACUCUUUUCAAUGAGAAAUAUUUUAUAUUCUUUUAAAAAAUAUGCAUUUACUUCAUUUUGUUUUGGUUCUAUCUGUGGACUAUCUCAAUGAGGACUAAUAUCAACCAAGAACUGAUCAAAUUACAUUGUACUUAUUUUGUUCUUUUGAAUGUAGGUUUAAAUAUUAGGUUUUAAAUUCUGUCAGUAUUUUUGCAACAGAGUCUUUUUUGCUUUCCUGUCGUUGUUACUGUAUUGGAGUAGUAUUUCUUUACUACAAGGUAGUAUCUUGUUUGUUGUUUUUUUCUUUGUUCUAUUUUCAAGUACAAAUCAACAUUCCUAUAUGCCAAGAAAUUUGGAGUAUGGCCAUAUACAGUUCAGUGUUAUCUCCGAACUAUAUUUAUAAUCACAUAUCACAUGCAAAUAGUUUUUGUGCAAAUAAUAAGAAAACCCCCAAACUUUUAAGAGGGGCUGAAGCCAGUUUAUGGCCCCCACAACUUCAAUGUUCUUUGUAUUUUGAGCUUAAAUGUUUUCAUCAAAACACAAUUAUUGGUAGGGACCAAGACCAACAAUUUUUUUAUUGUUGUUUUUUUACUGAGUGAAUUUAUCUUGUGUGCAAGUAGUUUGUGAGGUUUUUAAGCUAAAUAUUUACUGUGAAGUCUGUUGUAUUUAAUUGUGUUUUGAACAAAUGUGUGUCCCUGAAUUACAUUGUGUGUUGUAGAAGCCAUGUAACAUUUAAAGACUGUACAUUUUUUCAACUGACGAAAACUAGGUUGAAUAAGAAGUGGGUACUGGAUUAGAUUUACAGAGAUAGGUCCCUCUCAGGUUGCUGUGUUUGCUUCAUAUAUUUAGCAUCUGUUGCGGUGUUUGAUGGCACUUGAUGUUAUCAUUUGAUAUUUGUUGUUUUAAGUGUAGCUUCGUAAGAGUCUGGUUUGACUGUAAACAUAAACUGUCGCUGAAUGAAUCUAAAAAAUAAAAUAUUGUUGAACUAGCA
Messenger RNA from Frankliniella occidentalis (western flower thrips), 2793 nucleotides. RefSeq names its product F-box/LRR-repeat protein 15. Gene Ontology annotation, molecular function: protein binding. Gene Ontology annotation, cellular component: SCF ubiquitin ligase complex. NCBI's taxonomy places the organism in Eukaryota, Metazoa, Arthropoda, Insecta, Thysanoptera, Thripidae. The coding region runs from base 299 to 1165 and encodes 288 amino acids. The transcript is spliced from 6 exons. The record is from RefSeq and is a predicted model, not a curated record. Gene Ontology annotation, biological process: SCF-dependent proteasomal ubiquitin-dependent protein catabolic process.